Messenger RNA from Myxozyma melibiosi, 2312 nucleotides. RefSeq names its product general substrate transporter. The transcript has a single exon. The record is from RefSeq and is a predicted model, not a curated record. Gene Ontology annotation, molecular function: carbohydrate:proton symporter activity. Lineage: Eukaryota; Fungi; Ascomycota; Lipomycetes; Lipomycetales; Lipomycetaceae. Bases 385 to 2076 code for a protein of 563 amino acids. Gene Ontology annotation, cellular component: membrane. Gene Ontology annotation, biological process: carbohydrate transport; transmembrane transport.
AGAGACUCCUCGCUAUCUCCCAUGGACUUUAUAGAUAAUAAAAAGAACAUCAUGCCAAGCAGAUAUAAGCUGUUCUGGCGAUCAGUGAUUUGCAGUCGGAAGCCGGUGGCGCCGUUCCGAGUAUCCGUAGGGUUCUAUUGUUCAGUCAUCUGAGCGGCUAAAUCUGCAUCCGCCGGCUAAGCAUCCACCGGCAAAGCUCGUACCACAAACCCUCUCCGGGGUUGUGCGGGGCCCCGCCCCACGCAUCAGAUGGCUGCGUAGCUGCGUAGUCAUGCGUUCCCCAGGCCUUCAGCAUUCUAGGGCCGCGACAUAUAUUAGCUGCAGCCAUGCUGCCUUCUCUCUUUUCCCCACAACUCUGCACUAUCUCGAUAAUCAUCAUUCAUCAUGGCUCCUACUGCUGGCGGUGCCCCCGUCCCCAAUGCUAUCUCAGAUCGUCGACAACGUUUGGCGGGACCUAAAGGAGUCAAAGGUAUCCUCGCCAAUGGCCAGAUUUUCGCAAUCGCCGUCUUUGCCUCAUUUGGUGGUCUCGUGUACGGCUACAACCAGGGAAUGUUUGGACAGAUUCUCAACAUGAGCUCGUUCGCAAAGACCGUCCAUCCUGAUUCGAUCAGCAACCCGACGGCACGUGGUCUGCUCACCUCAAUCCUCGAGCUCGGCGCCUGGGUUGGUGCCCUCUCCAACGGUUAUAUCGCCGAUAGACUCGGAAGAAAGCUCUGCGUUGAUGUUGCUGUCUUUGUCUUUGUGGUCGGUGUUAUCGUUCAAGCUUGUGCGAAGGAGCCGUCGUAUAUCCUCGGCGGCCGGUUCGUCACUGGCUUGGGUGUCGGUUCACUCUCGAUGGUUGUCCCGCUUUACAACGCUGAGCUGGCUCCUGCUGAGAUCCGUGGUGCUUUGGUCGCUUUGCAACAGCUUUCAAUCACUUUCGGCAUCAUGGUCGCUUACUGGAUCGGCUACGGAACAAACUUCAUCGGCGGCACAGGCGACUCUCAGUCAAAGGCCGCGUGGCUCAUCCCUAUCUGCAUCCAGAUCUUGCCGGCGCUUAUCCUCGGAGUCGGCAUGAACUUCAUGCCUCAGUCUCCUCGCUGGCUGAUGUCUAAAGGCCGCGACGAGGAAUGUCUGCAGACCAUUGCGCGGAUUCGUCAUGCGGAUGUUGAGCACGAGAUUGUUGUUCUCGAGUACUUGGAAAUCAAGGCGCAGCAGAUGUUUGACGAUGAGACUUCGGAGAUGCUCUUCCCUGAAUACCAGGACAAAUCUGCAAAGUCUAGCUUCAUGCUCGGCUACCAUGCCUAUGCCCGGUUGUUCACCAACAAGGCUCUGUUCAAACGAACUUCGGUCUCUAUCCUCGUCAUGCUUUUCCAGCAAUGGACGGGUAUCAACGCCAUUCUCUACUACGCCCCGUUCAUCUUCCAGGACCUCGGUCUGACUGGUAACUCCAGCUCACUUCUGGCGUCUGGUGUGUGUGGAGUGGUUAUGUUUCUGGCGACCAUCCCCGCCGUGCUUUUCAUCGACAACCUCGGUCGCAAACCUGUUCUCAUCUGCGGUGCUCUCGGUAUGGCGGUCUGCCACUUCAUCGUCGCUGGUAUUUCUGGUGCGUAUGAGGACUCGUGGGGAUCUCAUAAGGCUGCGGGUUGGGUUGCUGUUGUCUUUGUCUGGUUCUUUGUCGUCCAUUUCGGAUACUCCUGGGGUCCCGCGGCAUGGAUUGUCAUUGCAGAGAUUUUCCCUCUCGGCGUUCGUGCAAAGGGUAUCUCAAUCGGUGCGUCAUCCAACUGGCUCAACAACUUCGCCGUCGGUAUGGCGACUUCAGAUAUGCUCGACAACAUGCGCUACGGCACUUACAUUUUCUUUGGUAUAAUCUGCGUCAUCGGUUCUGUAUACAUUUACUUCAUCGUCCCCGAGACAAAAGGACGCACGCUAGAGGAAAUGGACGAGUUGUUCAAGGAUGACUCUGGUGAGGGCAAGGCAGAUGCUGAGAGGUUGAAUCGGAUAUGGAGAGAGCUUGGGAUGUUUGAUGCUCAGCUGCCUAAUGUGCACCAGAUGAUGGAUCCUGAAAAAGCGUCGAUUGCUAUGGUUGAUGUCUAGAUUGUUUCUGUUUUGUAAAAAACCGUUUUUUGUUUUCGAUUAUCGUCUAUCAAUAUAUUAUACAGUUAAACUUGAACUAGUUAUCCACAAUCUACAUCGAAGUCAUAGACGACCAUACCCAAGACAAUACAGUCUAAUCCUGGCGCAUAUCUUCAAGCUGGAACAACCAUACUUCAAAUAAAUUCGCCCGUUUAUAGUGUAAUGUAUGAGUGAAGGAAAUUAUUGAUAUCGUACAG